GAACCUCGCCUUCCAAGGCCACACAGUGUGAGCGGAGGAGUGACAGGUGGAACCAGGCAAGACAGAUUAAACAUUAAUGCAACUGUCACUACUGCCCAGAAAAGCCAGUGCCUUGCAGUCUGACAGUAAAGUUGCCUUGUGGCCUGAGGCUGAGCAGCAGACAGUGACCAGCAGCAAUGAUCGAGUUUGGCCAAGUCCUGGAUGAAAUUGGUGACUUUGGUCGCUUCCAAAUCCAGCUACUGGUCCUGCUGAGUAUCCCCAACUUCCUGUCUGCCUUCUACUUUUUUGCCCAGAUCUUCAUGGUUCUGGAUGAGACCCACUACUGUUUGGUGGCCUGGGUCAAGAAUGAGACGUUAAAUCUGAGCAUUUCCGAGCAGCUGAGCCUGGCCAUACCUCUAGAUGCUGCAGGGAACCCCGAGUCCUGCCUCAUGUUCCGACCACCCCCUGACAACGCCAGCCUGGAGGACAUCUUGGGCCACCGUUUCAAUGAGACGCAGCCUUGCGAUUCGGGCUGGGAAUACCCCGAAAACAAGGCUCUGUCUCUACAGAGAGAGUUCAACCUGGUUUGUGGCCAGAAGCAUCUGAAGGAGACGUCGCAGUCCGUGUUCAUGGCCGGGCUCCUCGUCGGGGCUCUCGUCUUUGGGCCCCUCUGUGACCGGAUUGGUCGAAAGAUCACUGUUCUGCUUCAGUUGCUGCUCUUUGGCCUCAUGGGCCUGGCCACAGCCUUCAUGCCCAGUUUUGAGUUGUACAUGGUCCUGCGUUUUGCUGUGGCCACCGCCGUCGCUGGAUAUACGUUUAGCAAUGUCGCCUUGCUUUCAGAGUGGACUGGGCCCUCAAGGAGGACUCAGGCAGUGGUCCUGGCCCAGUGCGCCUUCUCCGUCGGACAAAUGGUGCUCGCGGGACUGGCCUAUGGGGUCCGGAACUGGAGGCUCUUUCAGAUUGCUGGCUCAACGCCCGUCUUUCUGCUUUUCUUCUACAUUUGGGCUCUUCCAGAGUCUGCGAGGUGGCUCCUGACCCAGGGGAAGGUGGAGGAAGCCAAACAAUUGAUCCAAAAGGCCGCCAAAGUCAACAAGCGGAAACUCUCCCCUGAGCGCCUGAGCCAGCUAGUCCCAGAAAAGACUGUCCCCUCAGGGAAUGUCCUGGAUCUGUUCAGACACCCCCAGCUCCGGAAGAUGACCCUGAUUCUCUUCUGUGUCUGGUUUGUGGACAGUCUGGGGUACUUUGGACUGAGUCUCCAGGUAGGGGACUUCGGCUUGGACAUCUACCUGACGCAACUAAUCUUCGGGGCUGUAGAGGUGCCCGCCCGCUACUCCAGUAUUUACAUGAUGCAGUGGUUUGGCCGCAGGUGGAGCCAGAUGGGCACUCUGAUUCUGGGAGGCCUCAUGUCCAUCAUCAUCAUCUUCAUCCCGGCAGGUCAGCCAGUGGUGGUGACUGUGCUGGCUGUGGUGGGGAAGUUUGCCACCGCUGCCGGAUUCACCAUUUCCUAUGUGUACUCUGCUGAGCUCUUCCCCACCAUCCUCCGGCAGACGGGCAUGGGGCUGGUGGGCGUCUUCUCGAGGAUCGGGGGCAUCCUCACACCGCUCGUGAUCCUGCUGGCUGAUUACCACGAGGCCCUCCCUAAGGUCAUCUAUGGCAGCCUUCCCAUCGCGGCAGGCCUGCUCUGCAUCCUGCUCCCCGAGACUCGCGGGCAGCCCCUGAAGGACACCAUCGAGGACCUGGAGCAGGGGCCCCACCCUCGGUCUCCUAAGCAGAAGCCAUCAGAAAAGGAUUCGGGAGCCAAAGGGACAACCUCCAGCACAGGGGUGGCCUUCAUGAGCAGCACAUACUUUUGACUGUAUCUCUAAAGGCCAGAGCAUUGGCUGUGGGGGGGCUGCCCCCUGAAGAUGGCUGGGCCCCGUGAGCAAAGCCAGCCUUGCUUAAGGGGCAGCACAUACCAUGCCCUGGCCUCAGCACCCUGCUCCUGCCAAACCCAGCCCUAGUAGCUUCUGGGACAGCCCCCCCCCCCCCACACACACACAUUUCCCUCUUCCCUGGGUCCCCAACACCCUGGUCUGGCUUAGUGUCCUGGGUGUGUCUUGACUGAACUUCUUCAACAGUCUCAUGGGGAUGUGGCUCCCCUGAUCUCCUCAACCUGGGGUCCUCAUGUCCUCAAAAUACAGUCAAGGGGCUGGGUGGUAGCGCAUUGGGUUAAGUGCAUGUGGAGUUAAGCGCAAGGACCAGCCUAAGGAUCCCGGUUUGAGCCCCAGUUCCUCACCUGCAUGAAGCAGGUCUGUAGGUAUCUAUCUUUCCUCUCUGUCUUCUCCUCCUCUCUUGAUUUCUUUCUGUCCUAUCCAACAACAACAAUAACAACAAUAAUAAUAAGGGCAACAAAAAUUGGAAAAAAUGAUCUCCAGGAGCAGUGGGUUUGUAGUGUAGGCACCGAGCCCCCAGUGUUAACCCUGGAGGGAAAAAAAAGGAAAAAAAAUAGUCAAGUCCAGAACAGAACACUGAGGUAGGGCCCUUUCAAGCAUGUGGGAGGAGAAGAGGGUGGAGGAGGGUGGAGAUGGAUGAGAAGGAAGGGGAGGAGGAGGAGGAAGAGAAGAAGUAGGAAGAGGAGGAGGGGGACGUAGAUGAGGAGAAGGAAGAA
Messenger RNA from Erinaceus europaeus (western European hedgehog), 2626 nucleotides. It is a transcript of the gene SLC22A13, whose product is annotated as solute carrier family 22 member 13. Bases 177 to 1832 code for a protein of 551 amino acids. Gene Ontology annotation, cellular component: membrane. NCBI's taxonomy places the organism in Eukaryota, Metazoa, Chordata, Mammalia, Eulipotyphla, Erinaceidae. The transcript has 10 exons. Gene Ontology annotation, biological process: transmembrane transport. The record is from RefSeq and is a predicted model, not a curated record. Gene Ontology annotation, molecular function: transmembrane transporter activity.